Lichtheimia ornata is the source of this 741-nucleotide messenger RNA. RefSeq lists its product as uncharacterized. The transcript is spliced from 3 exons. NCBI's taxonomy places the organism in Eukaryota, Fungi, Mucoromycota, Mucoromycetes, Mucorales, Lichtheimiaceae. Bases 1 to 741 code for a protein of 246 amino acids. The record is from RefSeq and is a predicted model, not a curated record.
AUGAGCACCCUGUCCACUCCUUCAUCUUCUGCAUUGAUGACCCUGGCCGGCAAAAGGUUUUUGGCAAGGAAGACUUACAAGCCAUCAUCCUGGAGAGUGAUCCAUCAAGUCAAACGCCUGAAAGCUGUUCGGGAGCGCAUAACAAGAUUGGAAGCCGAGUAUGCAAAAUUUCGUAAUGAGGCUGAAGAACGUAAGCAACAAGCUGCUGAGGACACUAUUGUGUCUUGUGAAGCUGUCACUGAACAAGUAUCAAAACCAAAGGAGAAGCGUGUGUCAGCUUUCCGAUAUGGCCUUGGGGAUAGCCAGGCGAGAAGAACCAAAAUGAGAGGCUUCUUGACAAAGAUUCUCAUGCAAAAAGACGAGGUGGAUCGAACGGACUUGGGCUCCUUAUGGGAUAGCGAAGCAUUAACUUCAUCUGAAAUCGAUGUUAUCUUCAAGAUAUAUCGCUCAUUGAGACCAUUAUUACGACAUGUAUACAACACCAAGUGUUCUAUUGCCUCGCAGAUACCCUUUUGCUGUCUGGCAAACAAGAUAUUGAUUGCCGCAGGAAACCAAAAGCAAACAAGAGCUUUAAUAACGUUUUCUUCUAUCGCGACUAUUCAUGCAUUGACCAUCACACCAACCACUUUACUGAAGAUUAUCGGCGAUAUGGUAGCAACCCCCGGUUCCUUACCAAUUGCAAAAGCCAAAGAUCACAAGGGAGGAAACGAUGGGUUUACUCUUCAACAACGACAAAAAUGA